Messenger RNA from Zonotrichia albicollis (white-throated sparrow), 10800 nucleotides. RefSeq names its product ring finger protein 182 (gene RNF182). Gene Ontology annotation, cellular component: cytoplasm. Gene Ontology annotation, biological process: protein ubiquitination. The record is from RefSeq and is a predicted model, not a curated record. Lineage: Eukaryota; Metazoa; Chordata; Aves; Passeriformes; Passerellidae. Gene Ontology annotation, molecular function: ubiquitin-protein transferase activity.
UCCUAUGCUAUGAGAUCCAGGAUGCUGCAGGUCUUUCACUUCUCUAAUGUUACUCUUUCCUCCUCAAAGCAAGCAAAUUCACUGGUAGAAUAGGUAGAAUAAGGUAGAAUAAACAAACAAACAAAAAAACAAACUCUGCUCUGCCCUGGCUGGAUUUAUAUUACAUUUUUCCUUCUUUUUUAACUCUUGAAUUGGUAUUUAGCAUGCAAAUUAGGUAGAUAAAUGUGUGGUGAGCCCCUGUCUUUCAUACCCAACCUUCUCUCUCCCUCAUUUGUGCCACCAUUGUCACUUGGCUGUGUGAUGGCCUGCCAGCAGCUCUGCUGUAAGCUGCGCUGCUUUGUGAAGAGCUCCUGUGGGGGUCUUUCUUGUCUUUGGCAAACUCUUCAUAAAGAGUAUUUUCUGCAGUGUGCCAGCAGCUCUUGGCACGGAUUCAUCAGCUCACAGUGACUUGCAGAGCGGAUACUUAAUAGUCAUCCCCUGUAGCUUGGCAGUAGCUGAGAUGGAUAAUGCAGCCUCCAAGUUGCUCCUUGCAUGUUAGGCUUCUUCUGCGUGGCAAACUCGGAAAGUCCAAUUUAAUCCAUAUAAACCAGGGAAAGAAAAAAGAGAAGAUCCAUCUUGCGCUUCGAAGGAUGUUUUGUCAACUUUACUACUAUUGAGAGAAUAAGAAUGUUUCAAGCAGAGAAAUUAGGAGAGGAUAGAUCCAACAAGCUGAUACCGCUGAGCCUUCAGUGCAGGAGGAGGAAAGGAGGAAGAACGGAGGAACUGCCUCAGCUUUUGUCAGUCAUGUCAAGCAGGGAGAAGGAUGUGAAGAUGGGUGUCCCUGACGCACCAUAGGCUGUUGCUGUAGGAAAACAUGCCACUCCCCAGACUCAGGAUAACCCUAAAUCUCAAACACGUCAGGACACAACGAUGCCCCCCACAUACCGGGCUACUUUACCCUAAUUCAUUUUCAGCCUUUCCCUCCUCUUCCUUCCAAUCAGCCAUGCUUCCCUUCCUGUUCGCAGCACACAGGACAAGUGCUUCAGCUCCUCAGCCCUUAGGGCCUGCUGCAUAAUACUGAAUGCUCUGCAGAAAAACCCCGUGGCACCCUUGGAUCUUGAGCCGCUGUCCAGAGGGGUCCCAGAAGCAAGUUCCCACACAAAAGGAGUUCAUCACCUGAGGAUGUGGAGCUAAACCACUUUCACGAAAUGAAAAAUUGUUGUUAAAAAUUUGGUCCGGACUUUGUGGGGUUUUUGUGGUGUUGUUCUGGGACCAAACUGCAAGGGCAGGAGGGCAGCAGCGAGAGUGCAGUUUUUGCCCAUGUGGAGAAGAAAAGGCAUUUCUUGUGUUCCGUGCAAGUGAACCUUUCCAAGGAGUUCUUUUUCAUGAAAAAUGGACGCCUGGCUCAGAGUAAAGGACAUGCAGUGCACAAUCCCUAGCAGAAGCUGAAAAUGGAUGAUGUCUACUGAUGCUUUUCAAUGAUGUCAUCUCCUCUUUUUCUGUUUGAGAUGGGUGAUAGGAAAAUGUUCUAAAAUAAGACUGAGUGACCUCUUCAUCCCUUGACUUCUCUUUCCACGAGCCGAAAAACUGCCUGAAGAAAUGACCACUCAGCUACCAGAGGAGUCUGUGGAGACCCAGAGCUCAGAUGAGCUCGAGUGCAAGAUCUGUUACAACCGCUAUAACCUGCGGCAGAGAAAGCCAAAAGUGCUGGAGUGCUGUCACAGAGUGUGUGCCAAAUGCCUUUGCAAGAUCAUAGACUUUGGGGAUUCCCCACAAGGAGUCAUAGUGUGCCCGUUCUGCAGGUUUGAAACGUGCCUGCCGGACGAUGAGGUCAGUAGUCUUCCUGAUGACAACAACAUCCUUCUGAAUUUGGCUUGUGGGGGAAAGGGAAAGAAGUGCCUACCAGACAACCCAACAGAACUGCUGUUGACUCCCAAAAGGCUGGCAUCUCUGGUUAGCCCUUCUCACACCUCUUCCAAUUGCCUGGUUAUAACAAUCAUGGAAGUACAAAGAGAAAGUCCCCAGACUCUGAACUCAACGCCCGUGGUGGAAUUUUACAGGCCUACAAGUUUUGACUCUGUUGCAACUGUGUCCCACAACUGGACAGUGUGGAACUGCACAUCCUUGCUCUUCCAGACCUCGAUUCGGGUGCUAGUGUGGUUGCUAGGGCUGCUGUACUUUAGCUCCUUGCCUUUAGGGAUUUAUUUACUGGUAUCCAAGAAAGUCACCCUUGGGGUUGUCUUUGUGAGCCUUGUUCCUUCGAGCCUUGUUAUUCUCAUGAUUUACGGCUUUUGCCAGUGUGUUUGCCAUGAAGUUCUAGACUGCAUGUCAUCUUGAUAACAAAUACAGUAAAAAAAGGUGUAUUACCAGAUGUGUAGCAUAGUUGAUCUAUCCUGGUUUUGUAUUCUUUGUACUCUUAUUUAUUCUUAUUGUCCAUCCCACUAAAUGGAAGCAGUUACAUGGUCCCUUUUUUCCCAACUGAAUUUGACGCCCCGCACCCCAAGCAUUUUUUGAGCUAAGAACUGGAAAUAAAAAUUGCAUGUUGAUUUUGAAGGGCUGAAUUUUAGAAAGGAAUAAAGCCAAAUCACCAAACUUGGUGCCUCCUGCUGCUGCCACUGUUCAAAUGAGUAGGACUUUGCUUUGUAUUGGACUGAUCAAGUUAGUUCAUUCUGUAGGAUUCACCCAAGAAAAAAUUACUGCAGCAGACACCUUCCAGAUGCAAGUACUGCAUCUCUUCACCCAAAGCAUCUCAUGCUCUGAAAUACCUGUUAUUUAUAAUCCAUCAUCAUUUAUAGCAAAUUAAAUUACUCUAUUAGUUAACAGUCUAAGAAGAAUUAAACAAACUACCAAUUUUUUUAGUUCUUGCUACAGCAAAAAUACUUGUGGGAGGCCAAUAUUUUUUUUUGAAUGUUAAAAACUUGUCUCCAGAACACUUUCCCCAAAGAGAAGCCCGUUUUUCCUUGUCAUACAGUUGCAGCUCACUGUGAAAUAUUCCUGCUAAUGAGUACUUCUGGGGACCCAGCCCUGUGCUUGAUGUUCUCCAGGUGCACUUUUUUUUAGUGUACACACCUUCGGCUUCCUUUUGAGGGCUCAGAGCUCUGCAGAUUUCUCUAGCUAUGUUCUGUUAUGCUUACCUUCCCUCUCAGCAUUUCCACCACCACCACAUUUCCAGGCCACCAGUCCUUCCUAAUGGACGACCAACCUCAUGCACGUGUACUCUGUGGUAGCUGCGCUGGAGAAUUUGGCUUAUGUGACUUUAGCUCUCAAGAUGGACUUUUAUUCCCAACCAUUAGGAAACAGAUCUUCAAUCAGUAAUACAAAUUCAAGGAAAAAAAUCUGAAAUGGUUAACUGGGGUUUUAUUUGGUUGUUUUUUUGGGUUUGUUGGUUUGUUUGUUUGUUUGUUUUUGUUCUGAGUUCACAAAUGAUCACUGUAAGGAGAUAAUGUGACUUUGGGAAGAUUUUUGUUUAAGGCAUAGUCCUUUAAAAUGUUUUAAUACUCUGAACUCCCCCUGUCACCACUGUGAGUUGAUGGCAAUCUAGAUGUGGCAAUUAGCAUGUCUCCAUUAGUGGAGCUCAGAGGAAUUACUGAUACUUUACCAUUCCACAAAUAGAACCAGGCCCUGUAAGGCUUGCUUGUAUUUUGCAUGGUUUAGGCUAUUUUUUGAACUACUGGAAGAACACAAAAAUAGGUAAUAUUUAAUGUUUAUGUGUAUAACUAGGUCUAGCAACACCGCAGCUGCAAACUGGUUUUCUUGUGCACAGCAGAGUGGAGUUGAGCAGUGCAAGCCUGGUUUUUGGGUUUGGCACAAGACUUAGUAAUUUCAGGGCAGUGUAAAAGGGAGAGGGGUUUGUUGCAUGAAAAUUGAAUGUAUGGCCUAACAAUAUACUCUUAGAGCAAACAGACUUUGGUAAGAAUGAAAAAAUGACAGUGGGAAAAGCAGAGCCUGUCAAGAGGAUUUGAAGUUAAGCUGGUUCAAUUUUUGUAGACAGCACAGGUGGUAUCUGCAGUUUUAUUCCUAUUGCAAACAGAGAAAAUGUGGAAAUGUAAAGGUCCUGCUUUUCUUGACCCUCAUUUUCUAAUAGUGCGUAUAUAUGUGUGUGUAUGUACGUAUAGACACAUAUGUGAGAAGAAAACUUACAGCCAAAUCAUAGUUUUCAAGUGUAUGGAGUUAUGGAGCUAUGUAUUGAAUGAUUAAAGGAAAUGUUUCAGACUUUUCUGUAAUGACAAUAAUUAUACCUAAAAUAUUUUCAGAAUUCCUAGAAAAUGCUGUUCCUAAGUAGUUGUUUUUAAUGUUUGUGGUAAAGCACAUGUAGUUAGAAGAGGAAUCGUCUCCAGUCAAGGUUUGACUCAUCUAUGAACUCAUAAAUUUUAAGUAUCCAACAACAAUCAUGUCAAAAAAGAAAGAAAAAUAAAAACCUAUGUGGUUUUAUAGAACUUCAUGACUUUUGGAAAGAUGUAUUUGUAGUGUUAGGGGUUUAUAUGUUUUAGAAUUUGUUCAAUUUGUCUGAAUAUAGUGUCUCUAAUAAAGGGCUAACAGAGGAUAUAGGUUUUGCAAAUGUGUGAUAUAUAUGAAUUACCUCUGCACGACAUGCUCUACAGUGCUACCUGUUGUUUUUUCCUUUUGAUUUUCAGCUGAUUAUCUUAGCUCCAGCACCAGGUAUUUUGUACUCUGUUUUAAAACAGCCUAAUUGUAGCAAAAUUACAGUGGUAUCAGUUACACAUCACAGCACAAAUUAAUACACCUAUUGUUAUACUUCUCUACUUUUCAGACUGCCAGCCCAUUAAAUUUAUGCUGUUAUUCCAGGCUGUGCUUCAUUUCUAACCCACUCAAAGAUGCAAGCCUGCAAAAGCAUAUUGAUUGUACAGCUAUGCUGCCACUCAGCCAGAGCAUGCUAUUGCAACUUUGGGGUCAUAAAAUACCUAUAUGACUUACAAUAUGGCCAUUGAGAAUUGCUGGGAGAUAAAUCUCAAUUAUUUGUGGAGAAUAAUUUUUGCUGUGUGACUGAGACUGGAAGAACUUCAGAUACUACUUUUUCCUUAUUUUUAUUCUGUACCAUCCUUUAGACUUUGAACUGAAAGCUCUUGUGUCCUCUGCAGUGGAAUAACCGUGCUGAAAUCAAUGUAAAUGGGGCUAAAAUCAAGACUAGCUUACUUCUCUGCCUGGUUUUCCUUCCUUUUCUCUGACUGUUUUUCUCUCCUUGGAAAGUAAUGGCUCCUGAGGUUGUAAAAUGCUGCCUGCACACUAAGGCAAUUUCCUUUCAGUGGGAUUUAUUCCUGCUAUGCCCAGACAUGACUCAGCCAAGUACAAAGUGCUGGAAAUUCAUUACUACAGGAUUAAUUUAGACCGAAUGAGAUUUUUUGUUUUGUUUUGUUUUUAAUUCCUGCUUAUCCUAUGGAUGCAGGCUCUAUCCUUGCCAGCUGCCCAUGCACAGUAUGAUAUUGUGGUAUCCCCUGAGGGCUGGGGCAGGAUGAUGCAGGAGCAGCUGCUGGGCACAGCUUAGGAAGGAUGUGCUGAGCUGGGCCAUCCUGUGAGCAGGAUGAAGGUGAGGGAGGAAGCUCUGCAGGUGUGGCUUGAGCCCGGAGCCCAAAGGGCAAUUAAGAGAGCGUGGGUCAACAGAGCCUGUGGGCUCUUACGUAGGAAGUGGGGCUGGGUUGGGCUGCCUGAGAAGCUGACCAAAGCAGAGAGGGGAGGUUUGUCUAUGCCUGGGACAAAGGGGCUGUUUUGGAUAAAUAUUUUGGGGUAGAGCUGCUGCAAACAGUUUAAUGUUUUCUAUACUGACCUUUCUGUGGUUUAAAAUUCAUUUGGUAAUUAAAUUAAUUCCCUGCUGUUAUUACAGUUGAGUGCAUUUACUUUCCAAAUGGCAAAGCAUUGAACUUCAUUCUCAUUUAAAUGGAUCCUUAGAUUUGGGCAUAAUCCCACUGUUAUGUUAACUAUUUAAAGCUACAGGACUGGCCAAAAUAAAGGCUGAUGAAAUUGAUUUAGCUGCAUUGUGAGCUUUGGUGGGUCCUGCUAUAUUGAUUAUAGGCCCACUAAACUGUAUGUGCUAGUAUGAAACACUUAAAAUAGGCAAACUCUUGUCCUGAUAACAUUAUUGGCAAACUUCAGGGUUGCCAGUAUUUAACAAUGUACCCGAAAAUAGACCCUUCCAAACAGCCUUGAUUACCUGAAGGUACAGAUAAGUUGCUCAGAGCAUGAUGCUGAUAACACUAAGGUCAUGGCUUUGAUCCCUGUGUGGACCAUUCACUUGAAAGUUGGACUCCGUGAUCUUUGUGGGUCCCUUGCAACUCAGAGAAUUCUCUGCUUCUGCGGACUCAGCAGCACACAGCCAGAUAGACAAGCACAGAACAGGAAAACACAGCUUUCCACCUAAGUGGCUACACUUCACCCUGAGGAAGAGGAACUGAGGAGGUUCACAGGAUGGUAGAUGAUGUUUUUGAGGGAGUUCCUUGUUAUUUGGUACAGGGCCGUUGUUCUUCUUAAUUUUAACCAGUUCUAAUGGUAGGUUCAACUCACUGCUCCUACUUUUCUGCCCCCUCUCAUGAAACAAGUGUACAUGAGCUGUGGAUAAAGAAUAUUUUGAAAUGAAGCAAUCUUUUCUACUACAGAGUUUGCAGCCCAGUGCAUCAGGGCAAGGCUAAUACUGAAAAUAUGGCAACUUGGAGCCAGGAUGCGAGAGUCAACAGGGUGCAGAGGGUAAACAGGAGCAUACUCUUGAAACAGUUUUGAUGUCAAAGCAAGGAAAACAUGGGGCUGUAUCCUACCUUGUCUUGGCUGGUUCAGAGUUACUGAGAGGGUGUCUGAAGUCUGAGCACCUGAGCUGCCCCAAGCAUGGCUCAGCACCCACCCCUGCAUUACCUCUGGGACAGUUCACUUCAGCUGUGCAUCUUGAUUUCUUGCACAGGAGUUCCACAUCAUGAUUUCAUCUUCCUGCAGGGAUAGCAGACAGAGUGAAAGAUCCUCAGUGUUACACUUUUAAACAUUUUGACUAUCCUAAGGUUUCUCAGGGUUCGUUUUUUUUUUUUCAUUUCUUCAUAUUUAUUUCUACAAAACAAGACAGUGAACUUUUAGUGCCCUCAAGGAUUAAAAAAAGAGAGAGAGAAAAAUAAAAAAUGGGAACUGAGAAUUUUGAAAUCAUUUUAAGAUAUUCAAAGUAGAAAGAGACCAAGUGUCUUUUUACUUUCAGACUAGAUAUUAUCCUUUGAGUGACACCAGUAAAUAUUUAGUGCUGGCUAUUCCUGAGGGAGUUGAUAAGUCUUCCAGACCUUAAGCACAGACCCCAUACUCCACUACUUUUCUGUAAAGCACCAUUCUUCUUUUGCAUCAACAACCUCUGUCAAAGUUGAAACAUCACAGUUCACAAAGAGUUCUGGCACAAAGAAUAAAUCCCCAGUCUGGGGACAGUAAAUCAUCUUUUUAGAGACACAUGUGACAGUAGCAAAGCUUUCAGUGUUAGACCUUAAACAAAGAGAAGUCAUCUUGCAGUCUGAAUUGCUAGCAUAAAUUUAAUUUUAAAUCAAGUUUCAUUGUGCCGGGCAGCACUACAACUAGAAAAUUUUUUUUUUGUUUUUCUGCCUUUUGCUAUCCAAAUGUGGUUUGCAUUUUAAAAAAUGUAUUAAAUUGUAGAAAUCAGAGACAGAUAGAAAAAAGCCUAAUAAGUAAUGUUAUCCAUUUCCUUCGCCCCUGUAGAGAUGAAUGCUUUGUCUAGUCUGGUUUUAAAUAUCUAAAGUGAUGAGGCCUCCACCUCUUCCCACAAGGGACUUCUCAGCCAUUUAAUAGGCUUCUUUGUUAGAAAAUACUUGCCUCAUACUGAUCCCAUUUUUUUUCUUCUGCAUAAUGUAGUCCCUUUCUUCUGUGCCCACUAUUUUAACUUUUAUGAAAUCUGGGAAAUGUAUCAUAUUUAUCCAUUUCAUACUGUAGCUGAAUAAUUCAUUAUUCUUGUUAUUCAAGUAACAAAAGAUACAAGCAAGCAGUAGCUGAGCAGCUAAUACUUCACUGAGAUGGUGUACCAUGUACCAGUGGGUAUAUUUCCUGGCAAGUCCUGGCUGACACUGCUUUCUGCAUUAGGGAGUGAAAAAUGUCAAGAAUGUCAAGUGAAACUGAAGAAAUGCAUCUUCCCAAGUGCAUGCAUGGCAAUAUUGAAAUUUCAAGAGGUGCUGAGGCGAAGAGCCUACUUCUUUGGAUAGAGCUUUUCUUUCUAAAAGUGGAUGAUUUUAUUAAAAGUACACUUUCAAAAAGCAUUUGAAUUUUCUUUUCAUAAGAAAACCUCUAAGAUGAGAAUCACACUAUGUCAAAACUCUUUAACUUGUUGAGAGACAAGGCUGGAUUGAUUGCCACUCACUGCUAAGCAGUUUUUGCUGACAGCCUCGCUGAGAAGAAAAAAUGAAUCCAGAGUUUGAAAAGAUGCCUUUGCAACUGUGUCACUGGGAUCAGAUCUGUGCAUGAAAAAAUGACUCAUGUUUUGACAACAGUAACUGCAUUUCUGAUUUAAUUACAAUAUAUUAGAUAAUCCUCUGCCUCAUUCAAAGGACAAGAAGGAGCAGUGUGACUAAGAAAAUCCUAGGUGGACAGCUAGAUUUUAUGUGGUUUUGCAUUCAUAAGCUAUUUACUUCAAAAAAGCAGUGCUAUGCUUUAUGCUGACCCUGGGCCAGGUGGGAGGUCUGCUGGGUCUCUCUAACCUCAGAGCUGUAGUGGGUGCACAUAAAAAAGGAAUAUGGAGAGCCUACAUGAUGUAGAGCUCCUCAUAUACCUCCUAAUACAUGGCAAUCCGCAGUUGGAGAUCUCUUGAGAUGGAGUUUGUGCCUGUGGGUUUCAUCCUUGCCUAUGGACUUCUUUGGAUUCCUUUAAAUGUUGUGUUUAACCCACUUAUAGGUGCCCACUAGGCACCUAUAAAUUCCCACAGCAUAGGGUCCCACAAUUUCAUUCUAUACUUGGUGGAAAAGGUCUGCUUGUCUUAAAACCCCCUGAGAUACUUCUGCCCUACUUACUCCAAUAAGGAAAGCAGUUCUGAGGUACGAUGGCGUUGUUUCCUCUACACCUCAGGACUUCCUCUGUCCUUGGAGAUGGUGAAGUCAGGGUUUUAUCCCUCAUACUUCUCCUCAGCUGCCUUCUGUCCAGCCUGUUUGAUCUCUCCUUAGGCAGCAGGCUUUCCACCACCAGCCACUGCACUGGCCUGAACCUUUUCUACUACUUCCUCUUUUUUACUUUGAGGUGGGAUGAAGCAUUCAGAAACAGAUUCUACUUAGUGCCAUUUAUUGAUAAGCCAUGUGACCACAUAAGGUACCUGUACUCCUACAGCCAUGGAAAUGACUUUGUCAUUUUUAUUGGUCCUGACAGCACAUCUGAGGUGUUACACUUGAUUAUUGUUAUUUUAUAUGUUAUAUGGAUAUGCAUUGAUAAACCCACUAACAUGUGAGUUUAUCCUGUGCAUUCUAAUAUCCCUGUUUAAAUUGUCUGGUUCACAUGGGUGCAGGAGAUGGUAGAUUCCAGAGAAUAUUUAAUUUAAUCUUGGCAUAGACUGUAUGGAUUUUAUCUCUGUUAAGCACAUGGCCUAACACUGCUGGACUGAGCAGCAGCUCAUCAUCUCUCCCUGCCAUAAUGGUGGCAUCUACCUCACCCACUUGCUGCAGCCAUCCCAAACUACAGCCUAGAGCCUUUUUUAUUGCACAAAUAUGUUUUUCUUUUAAAGACAUUUUACUGAAUCUUUUAUUUCCUUAAACUCUGUGGCCUUUUUCAUGUCCCUCUUUCUUCAUUCCAAGAAGAGGAGAUGCUCUCAGAUAAAAUUAUUAAUAAUGAUGCUGUUUAGACAGUAAGCCCAUUACAUUGGGUUCUUCAUGUUGCCUAGUAGGGCAAAGGUUUGGAGUCUUUUCCUCCAGAUGUCCUACCAAAUAUAAGCAGGGACCUCAGCAUUUUGCUGUCCUGGGCCUCACAGAAGGCUCCGGUCAGCCCCUGGGGAUCUGCAUGCUGAUGCUCUUUACAUCAGUGUCCCAUCUUUUAGUUAGAAAAACUGAGUCACACUAAGGAAACAUUAUUAUUGCAUUAAAACUAGAUAGAGCUUAUUUUCUUUCAGCAAAGAAUGAAAUUAUGAGGCUGAAACUUUUUGGGGCACUUCUAGGGUCAGCUGCAAAUCUCUAACAACUUUUUUGUUUGUUUUAGUAAUUAAACACAAUAAUAAAGCCAGGUCAAUGAGGCUGCAUGAAUCAUGCAGAUAGUUAAUGAAGUUUCACAGGUAGGGGCUGAAAAUGCUGGGGGAGAAAUGGGAUUAAAAGAAAAAGAAAGUGGAGGAAAAGGUUUGCUCACACAAUAGGGCUUGGGUGGAAAGGGUAAGCAGCUGUAGAUCCUCUACAAGAGACUGCAGAAAUAAUGCACAAAGACAGGUAAAAUGUGCAGAAUGUGUGUGUACGCUCCAGUGAAUUAUGGACACAUUGUAGAGUGAAAUUCUCAAUCCAACAAACUUGAAAAAAGGAAGUUUUAAUCAUAUAUUGCUUUACUUUUUACUUUGUCACAAAAAUCCAUAGGUUUCAAAUUCCAGAUCAAGUUGAGGCUUACCAAAUGUAACAUGAGUUUUAUGAGGAGUUUGGCUGCUGUAACUUUGCCUUCUAUAACUGUGUUUUUUAGAAUAAUGAGGAAAAGUCAUAAUGUGGGAACUUUUUGUUUGUGUUUAUUUCAUGAGCGGAACAAUGAAAUCUACCAUAAUCUUGCAGACAAGGAAACUAUGACAUGGAAGCAAAUGGCAAAAAUAUAACCAUUCCUAUCUGAAAUAAUGAAGUACUAAUGUAAAACCAAUUGUUUCACUCAAUAAAACUUUAAUUUUUCAGUAAA